Purpureocillium lilacinum is the source of this 648-nucleotide messenger RNA. RefSeq lists its product as uncharacterized. NCBI's taxonomy places the organism in Eukaryota, Fungi, Ascomycota, Sordariomycetes, Hypocreales, Ophiocordycipitaceae. The record is from RefSeq and is a predicted model, not a curated record.
AUGCCGUACCCCUCCUACGAGGCCCUCUGGGCGGGCUCCGGCGUGCAGCUCAACCUUGAAGCAGAGCGGCUCUACUGGAUCCUCCAGGACCCCAUGCACGACUCCAUCUUCGUCAUGGACCAAGUCAACAACCCCGCGGGACCCCGCCAGCCCGGCUUCCUGCCCGGCACCGCGCCCGACGGAAACGGCCCCAACCUGCACCCUGUUGCGCACGCCUCGCUGUGCGAGCCCCCCAUCUCGUCCAUCACGGUGGGCAGCGACGAGCUGCAGGAUGCCGCCGACUCUUGGGAGGACGAGCACAACUAUGACGAGGACGACGACCCCGAGGGCCCGUGUCGCUGCUGUGGCUUGCGACCGCCCCCGCACGUCAAGAAACUCACUGUCGUGGCCGGCAAGGAGGAUGGGUUCGUUACGGUUGGCGACUAUGUCGCUGCUGUGCACCCGUGGCUCAUGAGCCUCCGCAGCCACUUUUUACAAAUCAACGCGGGUGGGCGGGAGCCGUGGCCCGAGGACACGAAGCUCAUGGUUAGCUUUCCGUACCCCGACGACGUGGCGGUCGAGAAGGAGAGCACAUGGAUAUCAUCUCAGCGCAUGCGCGUCGUGGGACGGCAGAGGCGUGCAGAGGAGGCGCAGUGGUCCAGGCAAUGA